AAACCGCAAAGUCCGCAAACCGACGAAGUUGCAGACAGCAGUACAGUAACGUAAAAUUGUAGAUCUAGUAUUAGUAAUUCUUUAUUGUUGAUUAGUUUUUGUUUUAAAAUAUGGCAAAGUUUAGCGCGUGUUUUCAUCUCUGUCCUUUAAUUGAUCAAAAGAGUUUUCUUGGCGUCAUGGAUGAAUCCGUCAAUGGAUGUGUUAUUAUAACCCUUGGGAAGAACAUGGUUAUCAGAUACAAGCUCUCAGAUCAAAAACAAGUGAGCAGCUGGAGCACUGGCAGUAAAGACAAGCUGUCUGCUCCGGUAGUGUAUGAUGCUGUAAGUCAGCGUUACAUUGGAGUGUUUAACACCAACCAGCUAUCAACUUGGGAGGAGAGCUGUGUGCAUCUCAAAGAGCUCAAGAAGUUAAAGUUUACCUCAGCCAUAGAUCGUGUUCUGACAAGCCCUUGUUCGGCUGAGCCUGUGGUUGUGUUCCGUAGUGGCCACGUUGCUCCUCUACAACAAGCCCUCGACAGACGACAACAACGCCCACCUAGAGACCCAUUAUUGAGCGAAGGUGAAACCAUCAACGAUGCUCAUUUAGUCACUCUAAUAGGAACUGUUGUCGUGGCUCUGUUUACUACCACAGCACAAAAUGUACACCUGCUGCACUUGUUACCGGUUGGCGAGGGGUUGUUGACUCCAUCAUGCCUACAGCUGCGGAGAAAAUCUGAGAACGACGUUAAGCUCAUCGGACACACCCUUGUGGCUCACGAGUCGUGUUAUCUGCUCACUUUGUGGUCAGAUGGUCAACUGUUCAGUGUAGAGUUGCCAACCCGAGAGCCGGAGCAGUUUCCUGGCAGGUCAUUGGCAACACUGGCAUUCAUCAGUCAUCGUCACCCAGCCGCAAUCUUGCCACUCAGUCCCACCCAUGUAGCCGUGUAUGGAGCUGAUGCUAGUGAGGAGGGAGCACUUCUAUUCAUCUUCAACACACAACUGUGUGUUACGCAGUGCAAGCAGUACUUCAAGCUGUACACGACGCCUGCGAGGCUCUGGGAGGUUGGCAGCAGUGCGGUGUUGCUCGCUGCCGGACAGUACUUGGCGGUGGUGCCGUAUCAGCUGGGCAAACAGAGGUUGGCAGCACUGGUGGGUUCACAGGAAGGUGACGCUCCUCCCACCACAAUGCAGGAGUGGGGCGAUCAGGCCGAGGACGACGAGGAACACCAGGUGUCGACACAGCAUCUGCAAAAACUACUGCAGAUGUACAUGGAAGAGGGGAUGUCACAGAGAAUGAUCAGUCAAAGUCUGUUUUUACCAACUUUAGAUGCCUGCGAUGUUGAAGGAUUGACCAGUUUAGUGAAGAGCCUCAACGAUAUUCCAGAGUCCUGCAUCCUGUCUGUUAUCAUGUUCUGUCUCAAGGACAUAGAAAAGGAAGGCUACAGAGAGUUGCUGCGGAGAGUGCUGCUGGUGCCUGUGACCCCGGACCUGCCCACACUCCGGUUGCUGCGGUCCCGCCUGGGCCUUGGCUACGUACUGCAGCUGCUGCGGGAACUAACUGACACAUUGCUGGACACACCGGGGGAGCCUCGACUGAUAGAGUGGGCCACACUGCUGCUGGACGCUCACUACCAACAGUAUCUGCUGUCCAGAGACAAAGCUGUUAUUGAAGUGCUGACAGAACUCAAAGCUGUUGUGGAUGAUCAAAUUGAAAAAAUGGAAGUAUGGAAAGACUUGGAGGCAUUGCUUCUGCAACUGAAGACAAAACAAGGACUUUCAGACCAUGGCCAUAGCAUCAACAACACAUACUCUAUUGAACAAAUAAAGCUCUACUGAUACGUAA
Macrosteles quadrilineatus (aster leafhopper) is the source of this 1821-nucleotide messenger RNA. RefSeq names its product nucleolar protein 11-like. Bases 111 to 1814 code for a protein of 567 amino acids. The record is from RefSeq and is a predicted model, not a curated record. Gene Ontology annotation, biological process: maturation of SSU-rRNA. Gene Ontology annotation, cellular component: nucleus; nucleolus. Gene Ontology annotation, molecular function: RNA binding. The transcript is spliced from 10 exons. Lineage: Eukaryota; Metazoa; Arthropoda; Insecta; Hemiptera; Cicadellidae.